This is a messenger RNA of Penicillium chermesinum, 1290 nucleotides long. RefSeq lists its product as uncharacterized. The transcript has a single exon. The record is from RefSeq and is a predicted model, not a curated record. The coding region runs from base 1 to 1290 and encodes 429 amino acids. Lineage: Eukaryota; Fungi; Ascomycota; Eurotiomycetes; Eurotiales; Aspergillaceae.
AUGGAGAUCCUCGUUCAUGUUUCUGCCCCCAGCACUGGCCGGGACGAUGCACAAUACCGCGCCCAGGUCGCUGGCAUCCUGGGCCUUGGGCCCCUGCCGUGGCUGGUGGCAGAAACGGCGCCCACGCAGCUAUCCGACCCGGAUGCUGGAGAGUCGCUUGCUUAUAGAACGGAAGAUGUGGACCGUCCGAAUCUGGACUCUGCCUCGGUCAACUUCAGCCCCGAAUGGGCUGAAUCGCAUGAAUCGCAUGAUGCGCAUGCGUUUGUAUGGCCCCGUCCGUCUUUAGCCCUAAUCCACCAGCCCCUCAAUCCCCUGAGCGGGGGAGCGAUCGGGGCUAGCCCAGUGCCUGGCGAUUCAGCCCAUUCGGUCGAGAGCCUAGUCAGCGUGGUUCCUGACUCUCAGCCAGGUCCUGAUUCGGAGUCUUAUCAGGCCAAUGCGCGUCCACGUUUGCCAUCGCAGGAUGCAGACGCACCCGCAGCUAAACGGCCUCGGGUCGAUCCGAAGCCCCCGACCGGCCAGCCUAGCCAGACGGUAAACGCUCCGGAACAAGUUCAGCUUCCUGCCAAUGCACCACGCUCUGAAGAGCAUGGUGCAUCUGGGGAAGCUCCUGAAGCUACGACUGCCGUGGUCACAUCAUCCACAAUCGAGCAUUCUGGCAUCACCGCCUCUUCUCGCAAUCAACAUGAAACUACCAACCCGUGCCGCCUCACUAACCCUCUCCAAUCCCUGUCGCUGCCUCUAGAGAUCCGUCCCCCUCCACCACCCAUCUCCACCGGGCCCUUCACUACCCACAUCACCCCGACUCUGUCCAUGCUCACUGAGCGCCUAAAGCCUCAAAAAACAUACAAACCACUCCACCAGACUCGCCCCCUGGAUGCGCUCGAACGCGGCUACUGGUCAUUGCAGAUCAAUCUCGUCGCCGAUACGGAUCCUCCCCACGAAAGCACCCGCGCCGCUCCUGUAGAGUAUGGAUCAGGCCCUGCAAGACGGGAGCUGAAGAAGGGCCGGGCCUGGAGCGCGGACUCUUUCCUGCGCUUCUGGACCUUUCUCACCCAGUUUGUGGGGAAAGACGCUCGUGCGGGCUGGGGCGUGUGGUGCGUUCUCGAGAGGGAUGGUGCCUCUGCUCCCGCGCCUCGGUCCGCGUUGCCUCUUCUGCUCAAAGUUUAUGCAUGGGGUGAGACAGCCAUGCAGGUCUGGCUGCUCCUGUUCUUAGCCAGUGAGCGCCGGGUACGCGAUAUGGGUGCUCAGUGGAAGGAUUCGCGCGAGGAGGUGGUCAUUCAAAUGCCGUGA